AUGAGGGUAACUUCCUGUCUCCUGGCCCAGGCGGCCUUGACAUAUGCGUGCCAGCAUGAAAUCCACAACCAUGAAGCUUUCUUUGGACUGAACGAGCGGCUCACAAAGCGCCAGGAACCGGUGAACUUCCCACCAGCUCUUGACCCCAAUGAGGCUAUUCUGCUCGGUGCAAUCGAGUCGACUGAUCUUGAUGAGUGGUCGAAUUACUACGCUCACCAAUACCAUAUCGCGGGCACGGCAGAGAGCGUUGCGCAAUGGACAGCUGACAGAUGGGCCGAGAAUGGAUUUACCUCUCGCCUUGACGAGUAUGAGGUGUUCCUCAACUAUCCGAUUUCGAAGUCUGUGACCCUGACCUACCCUAACGGGACGACGUAUGUCCCGUCUUUGAAGGAGGACGCCCUUCCUGAUGACGAUGUGACUGAAUAUCCGAACUCGAUUCCUACAUUCCACGGAUACUCGUUCAGCGGCGAUGCGGAGGGCGAACUCGUGUAUGUUGGUCGAGGCCAAGAGGUAGACUUUGACCGCCUCAUCGAGCUUGGUGUUGAAUUGGAGGGCAAGAUCGCGUUAGCCAGAUAUGGCGGACCUUUCAGAGGACUGAAGGUCAAGAACUCCCAAGCUCAUGGUAUGGCCGGAGUCCUCAUCUACACAGACGUCAGAGACGACGGAAAUGUGUCGACGGCGAACGGUCUGCUUGCAUAUCCAGAUGGUCCAGCACGAAACCCGACAGCAGUGCAGAAAGGAUCGGUUCUGUAUUUAUCCACAUACCCCGGUGAUCCAACAACUCCUGGCUACCCUUCGAAGAAAGACAGCCCUCGCACCGGUACCGAGCUGGUGACUCCUCGCAUCCCCUCCAUUCCGAUCUCAUGGCAAGAUGCACAGCCACUUCUGGAAGCGUUGAGCGGGAACGGUCCCAGUGGCGAGGAGAUCAACCGCACGAACUGGAUUGGUGCUGCGGAUGUGGAGUACUCCUCUGGUCCUGCACCCGGUGUCACCGUCUCCAUGAGCAACCUAAUGAAGGAGAACAUCACAACCAUCUGGAACACGAUCGGCAUCAUCAACGGUACCAACCCAGACGAAGUCGUCAUCGUCGGCAACCACCGCGAUGCCUGGAUGAUUGGAGGUGCAGCGGACCCGAACUCAGGCUCUGCGUGCUUUGUCGAGAUGACCAAAGCCUUCAACGCCCUCCUAGCCACAGGCUGGAAGCCCAAGCGCACGAUCGUACUCGCCUCAUGGGACGCAGAAGAAUACGGCAUCGUCGGCAGCACCGAAUGGGUCGAAGAAUACGUCCCCUGGAUCCGCCAAUCCAACGUCGCCUACAUCAACCUCGACACCGCCGUCUCCGGCCCCGUUCCUGACAUUUCCGCCACACCCGACCUGCACGCCAUCGGCCUCGAAGUCAUGAAGAAGAUCGUCUACCCUUACCAGAACCUGACCAACGUCACCAUGUACGACGUAUACACCGAAACGAGCGAAUCCGGCAUCCCCGGCGUUCUGGGCUCGGGAAGCGACUACACCGCCUUCCUGCACGGCAACGGCAUUUCCUCGAUCGACAUCGGCUCCAACCCCGGGCCCGAUUCCCCGGUGUACCACUACCACUCCAACUACGACACCUACCACUGGAUGUCCACCUACGGCGACCCAGGCUACGUCACCCACAAGGCCAUCGCGCAGUAUACAACUUUGUUGGUGUACUACUUCGCCAACGAGGAGAUUCUACCCCUCGACCCAGUAAACUACGGCGUCGAAAUGACGAAAUACCUCGAAGAGCUGCAGUUCACCAUCGAAGACGCCGCCGCCGUCAACUCCUCCGCGUCCGAAAUCGAUCUUGACCCACUGAUCUCCGCGAUCGAGACCUUCAACGCUUCCGCUGCUGCCUUUGCCGAGUUAGCGAACAGCGAGGAUAUUGACAGCGAUACAGUAGCGCUGUUGAACACGAAAUUGAAGGACUACCAGCGCGGCUUCGCCAGCAACGGGGGGAUGCCAAGAAGAGAGUUCUUCAAGCAUGUGGUCUUCACGCCGGGGCUGGAUACGGGGUAUGCGCCGGUAACGUGGCCGGGGGUGACGGAGGCGGUUGUUGCGGGGAACUGGACGGAAGCGCAGAGUGAGGUUGCGCGAGCAGCUGGAGCGGUAGAGGUGGCUGCCGGCAUCAUCAAACCGUAG
Messenger RNA from Cyphellophora attinorum, 2160 nucleotides. RefSeq names its product Glutamate carboxypeptidase 2. Bases 1 to 2160 code for a protein of 719 amino acids. NCBI's taxonomy places the organism in Eukaryota, Fungi, Ascomycota, Eurotiomycetes, Chaetothyriales, Cyphellophoraceae. The transcript is spliced from 5 exons. The record is from RefSeq and is a predicted model, not a curated record. Gene Ontology annotation, molecular function: carboxypeptidase activity.